This is a messenger RNA of Syngnathoides biaculeatus (alligator pipefish), 5688 nucleotides long. RefSeq names its product HPS3 biogenesis of lysosomal organelles complex 2 subunit 1 (gene hps3). The coding region runs from base 270 to 3455 and encodes 1061 amino acids. Gene Ontology annotation, cellular component: cytoplasm. NCBI's taxonomy places the organism in Eukaryota, Metazoa, Chordata, Actinopteri, Syngnathiformes, Syngnathidae. The transcript has 26 exons. The record is from RefSeq and is a predicted model, not a curated record. Gene Ontology annotation, biological process: organelle organization.
CUGCUUUGCCGCGUCAAAUCUCUCAAGCCUCAACUGCUGCUUUCGAACAUGAAGGGGCGAUAAGCAGAGCAUUACACAAUUCUACAGCUCACAAGACUGUAGCAUGUGAUAUCUUUUAGAAGAGCGUGGCACACAUACUUGCCUUUUCUCUGCUUUCGGGGGCUCUGUAACCUGCAGAUGAGAGCGAAAGUAGAUAAAAUCAAAGUUUUAUAAACGUUUUCACUCCGUCCUGAUUCAUUGAAUCAGCUCUCACAGCGGUGGAUAAAAAAAUGGUGCACGUAUACAACUGCCACCCUUACGCCUCACAGCAGAUAGUACAGGUGGAGCAGGAGCCUGUGUUGUUCUGCUGUGGAGGCAGGGCCUUGUUUGUGGUCACCACUGGAGGAUGCAAGGUGGAAGCCUACAAUCUGGAGCAGGAAGGCUGUCCUCUUAUCUGUCGCUUCGCUACCAUGGGAACUGUACGGAGCAUCCUCCACAGUGAUAUCGGAGACUACCUGGUCACUGUUGAGGAAAAGAAUAGUGCCACCUACCUGAGAGCCUAUACCAACUGGCGUUACCAGGCCGAGGAAAAGGCUCGUGUUGGUGUACGCUUGUUAGGCCACCUUCUUCGAGGGUCAUCUCAACGUGGCGGAGCACAGAUGGAGAUAAUUGAGAUCCCUUUAUCGGACCAUCCUGUUGCGGUUGCGUGUUGUUCAGUUACAGGUGACCUCCUAGUCGGGUGUGACAAGACUCUGGUUCUGUUUACUUUGAGAAGACAGAAUGUGCAGAACUUACAACACCCUUCAAACACCCAGCAGAGCUCUAGUCAAUGUCCAGAUAAGACCUCAAACCAAAACUGUUCCUUUCUGGACUUUGAACGCUCUGUCAUCCUCCAUCUUCCGGGAACUAACCCUAAGCAGGUGGCACUCUGUGCAGGAUAUGUAGCUGUGCAAACUGACCUGGAGGUGCUGGUCCUGAAACUAGAUACUAAGUAUGAGCUAAACAACCUGGAGCUGGAGGAGUCAUCUGAGGCACCAAAAAAAGAUCAAUCUGAAGACCAGGCUGACUUCCUGCUCCUUCCAAGACACCAGGAGUUGCUCGGUGAACGAGCUAAAGAUUGCGAUAUCCCUAUUAUCAUCGAAAAAACAGGGCUAGAGGAUAGAGGACAAAACACUGUCUCCUAUGUCCUAUUCAGACGUUUUUCUCCAGAUUACUUUCAGGGCUGCAGUGUGGAAGAGACACGCCUUCACUCCCUGAAACUCCAACCAUUAUUUACAAGCUCCCAGUCUCCGGUUGAAGAACCAACUUGUGUCUUUUGCUUCUUCUCCCUUCCCACCACUGGCUAUCUAUACAGCCUGAAAGGGGGAGUUGAGCUUCUCUCAACUUAUCAGUAUCCAGAGAAGGUCUUAGAAGCGGUGCUGACAGACUACUUGCUACAUGUCAUUACCAAGAGUGCACUGCAGUGCUUCACAGUACGUUGUGCAGCAGUUGCAGCCAGAUUUGAGGACCCCUACAUUGAUACUACUAUGAGGGCUUGUCCACCCUGCAGCCUUGAGGUGUGUGCCCUCAGGAUGCAGCUGUUUAUUGGCCUUCGCUCAAUGUGUGUGUACGACCGUCACAUCGUCCUGUUCUCUACUGCUGACACUGAGACACCAGAGGAGACUGAACGCAGCCUACACCGCAGAGGCCUCAUGUUGAAAGAACACACCAUGCUGACUGGUAUUUUCCUGGCAGUGGGAAUCGAUCCCACCACCACGCCAGCUCUGGAGAGCCUGCUAUCACGCCCCUUCCUGAGCAGGAAGUUGACAAUGUCUGUUCCCAAGGAGACCAGCGCUGUAGGACACGGAUGGAACCUCUAUGUGGUUGAUACAGUCCCUCCACUAACUCUUUACCAAGAGAUGGUUGACUAUAGCCAGCAUUAUGCACAGAACAACCAGCGAUCCGAGAGUCUUUGGCACCUUCUCAGUGAAGCUCACCUCCUCCUCCGUGCAGCCUUGAUCCAAUCUUCACAACUGCAGUGCCGCAGCAGGAGUGGCUCUGCAGACAGUUAUCUUGAGAAGCAGGUCACUGUUCAAACUCACAGACCAGAGAUGGAGGAGGCAUUCAGGGAGAACUGUGCUCAACUGGGAGACUGUUUCAGCAGGGGAAGCCAGAGUUACUGUCAUCAGGCAUUGCCAUAUUACAGAAUGUCCGGCCUUUCAGUCAUUGAUGUCAUGGCCAGGAAUCGCCCCGUUCCAAGCAGCCCACACUCCUAUGGCCCAGGCUUUUUGUUUUACCUGAAGCAUUACCUUUUGGAAGAGACUGACCUGCAUCUCAGUCAGGAAGCAGCGGAUGAGGUGAUAGACAUUUUUAGCCAAUCAGAACCCUUGCAGCUCAUCAGUGUGUGCGCAAGCUCCACCAUGACAAAUGUCAAUCCUGCACGCACACUUCGAAUCUUGCAGCAACUGGAGGACAGUGUGGGCGUGUCUGUUGCGCUAACAAUCACCAUGGCAACCAUGCUGCUGCGUUUGGAUGAUUUGCCACUGUACACACAGCUAAUGGAGAGACAUGCUGAGAUGAUGUUGGUAUAUGGCUUCAUUGAGGAGCCAAGGCUGUUACUGCACGGAGGAAUUGGAGACCAGCACAUGAACAUCUGUCCCACAGUAUUAACCCAACAGAUGGCAAAGUCCCAGCCUGGCUUGUUGGUGGCUACAAUGGUGGCUCUGCAUGAGAACAGCAAAGUUCAGCUUGAACAAGUGGACCAUAUGUUUCAGGUGCUGGGCUGUGAAAACAGCUUACAAGUGGAUUUCUGGGAGGCCAUGCUCAUGGCCUCGUCACACGAAGCUGUCAUUCAAGAGCUUCUGUUCAGAUUGUCUUCUGUCUACAUUGACCGACUCGUUCACACAAGUACUGACAAACAACUGCAUGAACCUCCAGCACACAGGUCACUAAAGAGUGCUGAUGAUCUGAUUAAUUCCUGCUCCCAUUAUGGUGCUUUGUAUCCAUGGCUCACAGUUCUCAAUCCACUUCACAGUACCAGCUUCCAACACCUGGAGGCAUUACACAAAAUGCAGUCGCUCCUAUGUGGCCCAUCCUUGUCUGUGGCCGCAGUCGCACCUUUUUUGGAAAGUUUGUCAGACAAACAAUUAUGGGGCUUCAGCUUGCACCUUCUCUGUGCUACCAGAAGAGGGCAUUAUAAUUGCAGCAUUGAAGACCUUCUGGAUCGAUGCCCCCAAGCAAUUAUAGCCUACGCCAAUCACCACUUGCAAGAUCAAUAUAUGGAUUUAUGGUGGCAGAAGCUGCUCCCAGAACUUUGCAAUCGGACAAGAAUUGCAACAGACGACAGCAUUCUGUUGGCUGCUCUCAAAGAGACGCUGAUUGUGGUUGCCAUGGAGACAAGUCCAGCACACUUCCUGGAGCUGAUACCUGAUGACGGCACAGCUUCGUACUUCUUACCUCACUUGUUGACCUGCACCCAGAGACAUUUAUUAGCCUAACACGUUAUAAUGAUACUGUAUACAGGAAAUGUAGUAAUAUACAGGAAAAGCUGUUGCUUAUUAGGCGUACAAGUAUUUUCUGUAGGCGUCUAUAAUGUGAUGAAAGUCAAGUUAAAGUCAAUGAAUAGAUGACAUCACUAAUUUAUUUUUAGCACAGUAAGACGUUCCUCAACCUGUUUUUGCACCACCACUGAUUUCAUGUCAAGACAUACUUUGUCUUAGAAACAAAUAACAAAUGCUUAAAAAUACAAAUCACUAUUAUGUUAAAUAUACAAAAUUUGAUCCCUUGUUGAUUUUUAAUAGUAGGUGUAUUUUCACAGAGAGAAUAUAAAAAAAAUCUUGAAAUUAAUCAAACAAAACAUUCCAAUUAUUUUGCAAUUCAUUGAUGGAAAUAAUUAUUUGCCACUAUAUCAAAAUGUUACUACUCGCUGAAGAACCUGUUGUUGGUCAGUAGACAGGUCAGAAUUUUAGAGGUCCCAUAACUCAGUGGUUAGAGCAUUGGUUUGUUAAACCAUGGGUCGUGAGUUUGUAUCUCGCUGGGGUCUCCUGAGGGGUUGCGUCAGGAAGGGCAUAAAAACUGUGCCGAACAAAUAUGAGCGUUUCAUCUGAGAUGACACGCUGUGGCACCCCCUACUGGGAUAAACCACUAGAAACAGGUCAGACUUUUCUUGUAGUUGGUCCCCAGGUUUGCACACAUUUUGGGAGGAAUUUUGGACUUGGAAUUAGGAUUCCAAACGGUUUAACUUUGGUGUCAUCUGACCACUUCACCAUCAAUAGUGCUUAUCAGGUACAGGGUCACUGGAAAUGGGGACUACACCAUUGUCUCUGGUAAUCUCCAGUUGCAGGGUACAUAUAGAUACGGAGAACAGUUAAGCGCUCCCUUUCACAUCUUCACUUAGUGGGGAAUUGAACCCAUGCUGCCACACCGAAGUCAGGCGAAUGUACCACGACGCAACCACUGACUACACUCCCACUUCUUCUCAUUUUCUUUCUUUACUAGCAAUGCUGUAUUUUGAUCCAUUACGGUGUUUUGUGUUAUCAGUGUUUUUCGUAUUGACUGUGGGCCAGUUGCCUUGAGAUGUUUAACAAGCUCUGCCCAUGUAAUUCUGAGUUGAUCCCUAACCUCGCAACUUCAGUUUGAACAACCUGUUUUCACCGGUAUCCAACGGUUAGAAAUUCCUUUGCUUCAUUCUGUCAACGCUCAUUUUCGUGAUUCCUCCACUUCCGAACCAUGGAUUGGUUGAUCUUGAAUUCUCUUGCAGCUGCUCGAUUCCCAUGUGUCUCCGCGUAACUGAUAGCUCGCAGUUUAAACUGUGCUUUGUAAGUGUCUCUCUUCAUUGGUGCCAUUUUAGGGGCUCCUUAGCCAAAACGAUGUUGUUCUGCACAAAGCAAAUACCGGGGGGGCGUGUGCCUUUAGCAUCCUCUUCCAUGCCUAUCCUUCCCCCUUUAACCUCCCCAUGCUGUCUUCAUUCACAUCAAGCUUUCCUCUAUAAUUAUGAUAUAUAUAUAUAUAUAUAUAAUUCAAAUCCCAACCUCGCCUAUGUAGUGUUUGCAUGUUCUCCCCAUGCUUGUGUGGGUUUUCUCCGGGUACUCUGGCUUCCCCCUCCCCCAAAAAAAUAAAAAAUAAAAAAAGACAUGCAUUAAUUGGACGCUCUAAACUGCCAUUAAGUGUGAUUGUGAGUGCAACGGUUGUCUGUCUCCAUGUGCCCUGUGAUUGGCUGGCAACAAGUUCAGGGUGUACACCACCUCUUGCCCAAUGGCAGCUGGAAUAGGGUCCAGCACUCCUGCCAUCGUGAGGAUAAGCGGCUCAGAUAAUUGAUGGAUGGAAAAAGUAAUAUUUUUCUUUUUAGUAGGAAAACUUAUAAAGCAGAAGAAUAUGGAUAGAAGGACGUUUAUAGAUUUCUCAAAUGUUUUAGUCUCUAUCAGUUUUUGAUCUUUUGUUUCAUUGUGGUAUACAGUAGUGGGGUUUUUUUUACAUACAAAGGUCUGAACUUUGAAAGUGUUUAAACGAGAGAAAUGUUAAAAAAAAUAUAAUGCCUAUCUGAGAAAAGUUAUUAAAGUGUGUGGUUAGGAGUUUAACAGCCUUUAAACAUAAGAAAUGGGGGAAAAAAACCAUACUCUGAAGAAAAAAAAACGAACUGGAAAUAAAACUGAAAAUACUGUAAAUGGAAAAAAAUCAACCUGGAAACAAAAAUUAUUGUCUGUGAAUAAAUAAAAACAUCCUGGAACUGAA